AUGGGGUCCAGCACGUCAAAACCCGAGCAAUCGGGCUAUCAGUGGAAAGCCUCAGGCACGCCUGGCGUUUCCAUGCCCGUCCUCGACUCUCUGCAGUCCAGUCCCGAGACUGACGCCUCACGUGCCAAGCUGCUCGAGCAGCAGGUCCACGCCCGCGUCGCCGAGGAGCUCAAGAAGCUGCAGAAGCGCGAGGCCGAAGCCCUCGCCGCCGCCCACGACAAAAUCGCCUCCGCCGCCCCCUCUUCCGACGACGCCACCACCACCAACCGGUUCACCGUCGGCAAGGAGGUCGACGCCCUCCGCAAGAAGCUCGAGGAGCGCAAGCAGGUCCGCGCGCUGCCCGAGGAGGUGGAGCGCGCGCGCGGCAGGGUCGUCGAGUGCCUGCGCGUCAACGACCGCCGGCCGCUGGACUGCUGGCAGGAGGUGGAGGACUUCAAGGCCGAGGUGCAGAAGCUGGAGCGGUCGUGGGUCGACAAGGUGGUGUCGUGA
This is a messenger RNA of Cordyceps fumosorosea ARSEF 2679, 489 nucleotides long. Its product is annotated as DUF1690 domain-containing protein. The transcript is spliced from 3 exons. The coding region runs from base 1 to 489 and encodes 162 amino acids. NCBI's taxonomy places the organism in Eukaryota, Fungi, Ascomycota, Sordariomycetes, Hypocreales, Cordycipitaceae. The record is from RefSeq and is a predicted model, not a curated record.